Molecule: messenger RNA, 747 nt
Organism: Lecanosticta acicola
Lineage: Eukaryota; Fungi; Ascomycota; Dothideomycetes; Mycosphaerellales; Mycosphaerellaceae
Source: the annotation of a GenBank genome assembly
AUGCCGCCUCUCCGCCCUCUGCUCCAACAGACCCGGCACUUCUCCACCUCUCCCCGCCCCCAAGCUUCCCUCCUCUUUGCCCUCGGAGCCUUAUCAAACAGCCGAGAAACACAACACUUUAACAAGAUCUCCCGCCUCGACCGAACGGAACACUCGCCAUCCCUCAAGCUCAUCAAAACAAGCGAAGUGGAUCCGUUCAAGAAGUCGAGACAACCUCGCAAUGCCUCGAGCCUGGCUGGGUUCAGUCCGGAGAUGGAGAGGACGGUGGAGUUGGAAGAGAGAGUAGAAGAGCUGCAGGGGUAUAUGAAGGCCACACAGAAGAGCAUUACCGAGUUGAAGAACGCUUUGGGAUGGAUGCUGCUGGGCUUUGGCGUUGCGUCAGGAUUAGCUGUAGGCAUGUUUUGGUCGAACGGGGGUGCUGAGCCUGUGAGGGAUUCUGGGGAGCUGGGCAGGAAGAUUGCGGCGAGGGCGAAGGCUGCUAUCCCUUUGCCCUCUAUCAGCGAGAGCACGAGGCCGAAUGUUCGAGAUGUGGUCACGGCUGAGCAGGCCCCUGUACGAUUGGAUCCUGUGAUGCCUGCCGCAACGACAGCAACGGCAUCGAAAGAAGAGACGUUCGUUCCAGCAACACCGAUUUCAAAGCUGGGCAUUCCAACAGAAGAAUCCAAGACUUCACCAUGUACACAAUAUCAGCCGCAACAGCGCCCGCCAACAAGUCUGUGGAGGAAUCUCUUCUGGAGAGAGCAAUGA